AUGGACGCCAUCUGCGGCCCCGAGGCGACGCAGCAGGACGUCUACGCGCUCUUCAAGCCCAUCGUCGCGUCGACGUGCAAGGGCCGCAACGGCUGCGUCUUCGCCUACGGGCAGACGGGCAGCGGCAAGACGCACACGGUCGUCGGCGGCGACGACUUCCGGAGCCGGGGCCUCGUGCCGCGGGCCAUCGGCCAGGUCUUCCGCGAGGCGGCGAAGCGGCGGAGGAAGGGCGGCGACGUGGCCGUGUCCUGCACCUUCGCGCAGGUCUACGACGACGCGCUCUACGACCUCCUCGACGAGGGCAACGAGUCCGACGACGUCGGCGAGUGGACGAAGGCGUCGGUCCUCGAGGGCGACGACGGGUCCCUGACCUUCGAGGGGCUCGCGGAGUACGGCGCGGACGAGGAGGAGGACGCGCUCCGGCUGCUCUGGGUCGGCACCGCGCGGCGCGUCCUCGGGCAGACCAAGGCCAACGACGCGAGCUCGCGGUCCCACGCCGUCUUCACCAUCUACGUCGUCGACGCGCAGCGCAAGACGCGCGCGAAGCUCCACCUCGUCGACCUCGCGGGCUCCGAGCGCUUCGGCGCGCGACGCGACGGCGGCGCGUCCGCGGAGUCGCGGAACAUCAACCUGAGCCUCCACUACCUCGAGCAGGUCGUCCGGGCGCUGCGGGACGGCGCCGACGAGCCGCGCCACGUGCCCUACCGCAACUGCGUGCUCACGUCCAUGCUCCGCGACUCGCUCGGCGGCAACCAGGGCAGGAAAAGAGAGCGAAAUUCCCAACUUCAAAGGCUCCGAUCUCGGCCGUUUCCCACUCGUUUCGGCUGA
This is a messenger RNA of Aureococcus anophagefferens, 828 nucleotides long. RefSeq lists its product as hypothetical. Gene Ontology annotation, biological process: microtubule-based movement; mitotic spindle organization. Lineage: Eukaryota; Pelagophyceae; Pelagomonadales; Pelagomonadaceae. The coding region runs from base 1 to 828 and encodes 275 amino acids. The record is from RefSeq and is a predicted model, not a curated record. The transcript is spliced from 3 exons. Gene Ontology annotation, molecular function: microtubule binding; ATP binding; microtubule motor activity.